Knipowitschia caucasica is the source of this 627-nucleotide messenger RNA. Lineage: Eukaryota; Metazoa; Chordata; Actinopteri; Gobiiformes; Gobiidae. The record is from the annotation of a GenBank genome assembly.
AUGGGGGUUGGUUGGGGUAGGGGGGUGUUGAUAGAAUUGUGGAUUAGAAGAAGGGGGGGGGUUGUGGGGUUUGUUGUGAAUGGGGGUAUGGAUGGGGGUGGGGUGGGGUGGGUUAAGAGAUUUGGGGGGUGGUGUGGGGGGGGAAGGGUAAGUUGGGUAGGGGGGGUGUUAUAUGGGUGGAGAGGGAUGGGUGUGUGGAGGGGUGUGGGAUGGGGGGAGGGGAAAGGUUAUGGGUUGGGUGGGGGUGGGUAUAUGUUUUGGGUGUUGAGUAGAGUUUAUUAUUGGGGGGUGAGGGUUUGGGUUUUUGGAGAGGGGGAGUGGUUGGAGAUUUUAUUGGGUUUUGAUUUGGUUAGAUUUGUGGUUGGAGGUGUGGUGGAAUUUGGGGGGGUGGGGGGGUUGGUGGGUGGGGAUGGGGGGGAUGAGUUUUGGGGGGUUGUGGGAAAGAGAAUGGGGGGGAUGGGUGGUGUGGGGGUGGGUUUGUUUGUGUGGGGGGGGUGGGGGGUGGGGGGGGGGAGUGGGGGGGGGUGGGGUUGGGGGGGGGUGGAGGGUUGGGGGGGUGUGGUGGGUGUUGAUGGGUGGGGGGUGUGGUGGUUAUGUUGGUUUUGUGGGGGGUGGGUGUUUGUGUAA